GGGAAGAAUGUCAUUUGUGAUAGAACAGCCACUCCGCUGGAUGCCUUUCGGAUGAUGACAGCUGCCCAUUAUUAUCCCAAGCUUAUGAGCAUCAUGGGCAAUGUUCUCCGUUUCCUGCCUGCCUUCGUGAAGAUGAAGCAGCUGAUCCAAGAGGGAUACGUGGGAGAGCUGCUUGUGUGCGAGGUGCAGGUUCACAGCGGAAGCCUUCUGGGGAAGAAGUACAACUGGAGCUGCGACGAUCUGAUGGGAGGUGGAGGGUUGCAUUCUGUAGGCACCUACAUCAUUGAUCUCCUGACGUUCCUCACCAGUCAGAAAGCAGUGAAAGUUCAUGGACUUCUUAAGACCUUUGUGAAACAGACCGACCACAUUAAGGGAAUACGGCAAAUUACGAGUGACGACUUCUGUACAUUUCAAAUGGUCUUGGAAGGUGGCGUGUGCUGCACUGUUACCCUUAAUUUCAACAUGCCGGGAGAAUUUAAACAAGAUAUUGUUGUGAUUGGAUCAAACGGGCGGCUAAUUGCGGUCGGCACUGAUUUGUACGGACAAAGCAACAACUCUCCACAGAAAGAGCUCCUCUUGAAGGAUUCUGCCCCAGUCAGCAAUGCCUUGUUACCUGAGAAGGCCUUCAGUGACAUCCCAUCUCCGUACCUCCGGGGCACUAUAAAGAUGGUACAAGCAGUCAGGGAGGCAUUCGAAGAUCAAGACGACCGACGGACCUGGGACGGACGGCCACUCACAAUGGCUGCAACUUUUGACGAUUGCCUCUAUGCUUUGUGUGUGGUGGAUACCAUUAAGAGAUCCAACCAGCUGGGUGAAUGGCAGAACAUUGUGAUUAUGACCGAAGAACCAGAACUGAGUCCCGCUUACUUGAUCAGUGAGGCCAUGCGGCGGAGCAGGAUGUCUCUGUACUGCUAGAUUUUUGUCUUGACUCGGGGUGGGGAAAAAAAAGGAAGUGAAUCGAAUCAGCUUUUUCCCUGACAGAAAUAUGACUAUACACAUCAGGCCUGGAAAAGGGAAGCAGUUUAAAGGAACAAUAUUUGUUGCUAAAGCCACAUUGCCUAGUUGGUGCUGAAAUAGUAGAUGCGUUUGAAAUGCCCUCGUAGAACAUGCAGAUCCUUAUGGAGGAAAAACGUGUGUUAGCUUUUUACCAAAUAAUAGGAAGGUAAACUGUAAUCAGUUUGCAAUCUGUUGGGGCACAGCUGAUUCAAUUGUGUUUACUGUUUUUUUUUAAAAAAGGUUCAGGAAGGUCUAGUUGGGUGUUACAGGAAAAGAAAACAGGCCAUAAAGAUGCUUGAAUCAAGUUUAUGUAGAUUGCACAGACUUAGCCAUAGCUUCUAAGAGCUCCACUGAUAAAAGCAUGCUACUCUGUUCUUAGUUGGUUGCAUUAGUUAAAUGAUACAAUAAGAACAUUUGGCAUGAAUAUGUUAUCUGAUGUCAAAAGAAUGUGGUAGAUUGGUUUUCAUGGCUAACAUAAAUAAUGUUUU
This is a messenger RNA of Thamnophis sirtalis, 1484 nucleotides long. NCBI's taxonomy places the organism in Eukaryota, Metazoa, Chordata, Lepidosauria, Squamata, Natricidae. The record is from RefSeq and is a predicted model, not a curated record.